GGAUCUGUAUUCUUUUUUAAUAAUAGUAACUGCAAUUUAGUUAAUAUUACUUUCUCAUUUAUUAUUUGUGUAAAUUGUUUUUUUCCUUUAGUAUUCCGUCUAAAAAAGGGCGCCUAAAUAUUCUUCAAUAGACUUCAAGUGUAUUUUGUGCUUUAACGGCGAAAUCUGGAGUAAGAUCAACAAUAAACAAACAGAGUUGUAUCAUAGUACUACUAUGUAACAAGACUGAAAAUUUGUGUACAAAUGAGCAUGAGGGCACAAUCAUUUUAUACUACUCAGUGGUUAUAACAAUGUAUGAUGAUUAUAAAUAAAAACAGAAUUUGCAUAAAUUCAUCACAAGCAGGGUGAAAUUUACAUAAGUUGACACUUUCUAGAUUUGAGAGAAUAUGGAAGGAUCUCGAAUACUAACGCUGAGCUCUGGUGCCACUGUGGAGUUUAACAAUGAUUUUGUGGGGUGGCUGACAGAACGAUGCCUCAAGAGUGACACCCUGCAUACCAGUUUCAUAAAUAAAACCCUGGGUGAAGAACAAAUAAAACUGCUAAAUGAGAUAGCGACCCUACUGAAUAUUAAUGUGUCCAACAAUGACAUGGAGAAAAUUAUGUGCUGGCUGCGGCGCAUAUUAUAUGUAAAGGCACAAUGUUACACUAGUGAAAACGAUUGGCUCAAAGUAGCUCCAGAUUGGCUGCUCGAAGCAGCGUUACGCCUGCGCUUGCUGCCCGUUGAACAGCUGCCGCAACCGACCGAGGGCGUGUUUAUCAGCGCAUGCGCCAUGAGGGCGUUGUUGCGGCGCGUACACGACACACGCGGCAAACUCGACGACCCGGUGCUUGAGCUCAUCUGGCAAGACGUGCGCCAGUCUGCAAUGUCGAAGCUGUGUUUACGUGUAAAUCAAGGGGACCGGGCUAUCGACCCAAAAAUUACCGCCAUGGAGUGGCGGGUUAUCGACCUCGUGCUGCUCCACUUUAGCUCAGACGAGUACCUACUAGUGACAGAGGACACGUUGGAGUCGUGCGCGCAGAAGUUCGCGCUGGUGGUGCUGUGCCAGCUGGUGCACGAGCACCGCCUGCACGAGUGCGCCGGCCGCGCCGAGCUCGCGCGCCGCUGGGGCCGCGCGCACCACGCCUACACGUCCAGAAAGUUCCACAUGUCGCUGGUGGGGCUGCAGCGGCGCUGGUUCGAGGUGCGGCGGUGCUCGAACGCGUGGCCAAAGUCCGCCUUGCGCACGCGAGUUCAACAGCUUGCCAGCAACUCGUCAGCUGCCUCCUACUCCUGGACUGAACUCGUCGCGGGCGGAAUGGUCUUCACUCACCAGGAUGCUGUCGAAAGCGAAAUCUUCCAUGCGACGUCAGAGUUGAAACUUAGCAGCGAGCCGCGUGUCUUCAUGGAAGAGAAUGGUGACGUCAUAGGCUCUGUAGAAAUUUCAAGAGAAAACACCAUGAUGAACUGUGCUUCUGACCCAAAAUACUUUGUGACGGACGGAAAUGACGUUGAACAAGCCCAAUCCACGAAGGCCACCAAUAAUAAUAGAUUACAGCGCAGGGCCGGCCGCUUCAGCUCCUUCCUUAUGUUUGAGUCUGAUGACGACCCGUGCUCUGAUGAUAAUUUGGAUAACAAUCCUAAUUCAUUAACAAAAGACGAUUCUGAGGAGGAUGUGAUUUCACUAUCAGAAGCCAUUCUGAGAAUUGAAUCUGAGGCCGUGACCGCCAAGAGACCGAAGUUGGCCAUACAUUCAAUAUCGGCUACGUUUGACCCAAAUUUUACAUCGUUUCCUUCGCCAAAUUUUCUUGAAGUAACACCCCUCCCAUCUCGUCCUCCUCUCGCUAACACCGCUCUAAAUACUGAACCAAUAGUAAUUCUGCCUGCUGAAAACUUUAAACUAGAAAGUGAAGAUUCAGAAUCCAUAAGUUUAUAUCCAAAUUUAGAGAGUUCUAAGGAAGCGUCAGGUUUGCCUGAAGUGCCUCCAGAGUCAGACUGCGUAAUGUUUCAAGAAGAGAUCGAUGAAAAGCUGUUAAUGAACGCCGUAGUAGUCAUCGAGAAGAUGGACAUUGAAAAGUAUAUGGACGAGCAACGCUCUGCAAGGAAGAGCGGCAAGAAAUCAAAAUCCAUUUAUGUGGAGGAAGACGAUGAGAGUUCGCGAGACAGCGGGUCGGAGUGGUCGCCGGAGAGCGCGGAGGAGUCCGCGGGCUGGAGCUCGGACGAGGCGUGCGACGGCCGCAUGGAUGAGGCGCUGCGCCCCGUCACGCUGCGCAACAUCGACGAGGUGCGCCGCCGCGCCCAGCGCAAGCUCACUGCGCAGGUCGCGCCCGUCACGCCCGCACCCGCCGCCACCGCCGCUACCGCCACCGCCGCUACCGCCAAUACCGCCACCGCCGCUACAGCCACUACCGCCACCGCCGCUACAGCCACUACCGCCACCGCCGCUACAGCCACUGCCGCUGACGCCACAAUCUUACAGGCGAGCGGUUUAGAAGGCGAUGCAAUGGCGCCACUCGUUGACAACGAUACAGUCGUGCCGCCUGUCGCCGUAGAGGUCAGGGAGUACUGUCCCUUGGGUUUGAAGACGACGCGGCUGCGGUAUGGGCAGGCCAUGUACCGGCGCGAGAUGGACGCCAUGUUCGCCCCCAAGGACCGCGAGAAACGCGCACGCGCCGCCGCAGCCAAAAGAAAAGCUCGGCGACGGGAAAAGAAGAUGAGACUGAAGCUAGAAGAGCAAAAGAAACGUGAAGCAUCUGCGAAGGACGACAUGAGUGAAUGGAUCCGACAGCGCAACUUGAACUCGCUUUACUUCGGCCCCGUGCCGCUCCCGCUCCCCGCUGCGAAGGCCGUCGAGCAGCGCAGGAGUUCCAACCCGAGCGUCGGCGCCGACAAGCUCACUCCAAGGCGCGAAGCGCGCGCCACUUCCCUAGGAAAGGAGUCUGCGCCUACCUCUACUACCUUAACACAAAAUAUAUCCACCUCGGUACAGGCACAAAGUCCGAUUCUUACUCAUGCCUUAACCUGCACUGCUGACCAAGCCACGAGUGUGCCGCCAUCUUCCCCGCAUUCGGGAAUCCUGCGUAUCGUUCCGGACGAAUCAAUAGAGCCGAGUGCACCUACUAGUUCAUUAAAUUCUGAGCCACCCACUGAGGACCGGCCGCAAGACGCCGAGACCUCGGCAACCUCGGCAUCAGAUCAAUCAGUGCCUCCGGUUGUGCGACUAGUUGUCAGCCUCCCGGUGUGUCCCGACCCAUCAAAGGUGCCGACGGAUUGUGCGGCGCUGUGGCCGGUCCAGAUUUUCCCAGCGCUGCCGCAACCGGGAGAGAGCAAUGAAACCACUGAUGCUGCUGUUGUGAAGAUUGAUGAGAAUAGAUCUGCGUCAGAAACACAAGACAAUGGUGAAUGUAGUAAAAAAGACAAGUCGAAGGGAGUUGAGGAUCCGCCUGCUAAAAAUAGUAAUCUUUUACGGGCAUUAACCGGGCUUUAUUCGAGAGUUGACGCGUCCACGCCUCCUCCGCUGGUUGAGUUGACGUCAAAGAGCUCGAACGUGAUCACGUUAGAGCGGGAGGUAUUUGGUAAUCUGAAUACGAUGACUGCGCUCGAGUAUAUUCAAGGCGGGGACGGGUCGCUGCUGAAGAUCAUCUGUAAGCCGGCCUCCACGCCGUUCUGGAUCGUCUCCGGCGAAUACCUCGUGCUCGCGGAGGAAUCCGAAGAAAUGAUGCUGCAAGGGCUGGCGUACUACACGCUGGCGCCGCCGGCGGAGAUCAAGCGCAUCAUCUUCACUCGCACCGAGGCGGAGUCGGCCGAGGCGGCCAGCGCGCCGCGCCGCCUCGCCGUGCAAGGCAAGCUGUACCGCAAGCUGAGCAGCGCGCCGCUGCGGUACGCGCAGGUGCUGUGCGCCGCGCGCAGCCUGCAGCACGCGCGCCGCCUGCACCGCCGCCGCCCGCUGCUGCUCUACCACGCCGCGCGCCGGGCGCUCGCGCCGCUCGUGCGCUUCGAACAGCUGCUGCACAUCUACAACAAAGAUGCCAACGAGGAAAUAGUACUCGAUGACUGACGACAUGUGCAUGCAACAGAAAUAGGUGAAUUUAAUGCAACGCACAUUAUUAGGCAAUAAUUGACUUUAGGCCACAUUGGUACUUGUACAUAUCCUUGGAGUUCGACGUAUUUUAAACUAUAAGGUAUAAGUGUGUCUGUGACAUGCAAGACGCCUUUAUCUAUAGCAGGAUGUCCGAACCUUAUAUUCAUUCCGCCGCUUCGAAUUAAAAUAUUUUUAUACUAAACUUUUUAAACGCAAAUUAUUUUAAAACAUUUAUUUUACUUAGCACAUAUAAAAUAAAUAUUUGUCCAAUAAAAAAUAUAACGAAAUAAUUUAUUGUAAAUAGAGACUAAUGGGGUACGAGAACUUGCAUGUUUACAGCAGAUCUAUCGUCAAGCCACUAUCGUCUCUAUCACUUAGUUUCAAUCAAAAUCAGAGCUGAAAAAGCUGUCUCACAUAAUUAUGUCGAAGAUAAGGAACAUUCACAAAGCUAGAGAAGCAACUGUCGAAUUAAGAAGAAAAUUGUUUUAAUACUCCAAUUUGUCGAAGUCACGCCCCACCACUUUUUUAGCCUGGGUGUUGCGGGGUGUCGCGGGGUGAGGGGACUGAUUAAAGCCUCAGCCAAGACGCUAUUCGUCGGAGUGUGCGUGUGCACUCAUGCUGCUCACGCGCACUGUAAGCGACUAAGGAAAGUAGUGGGGCGCGUCUUCGUGGAUAAGACUGCGGUUUUAGUGGAGUGCUAUGUGGGCACGCGGCGUCGUCGAACGUUCAUACUAUGAAAUUGUAAAGACGUCUAGAAUUGUACUAGGUAUUAUUAUUUUUAAGAUAAUUAAAUAUAUUAUUAAAAAUGAUUGAAAAUAUGUAGUACUAAAUAAUUUCAAUUACAUUACAUGCCGUACAUUUAUGACGAUGAUUUGUUUGUUGUUGUUGAUUUUAGAUAAGUAUAGAUUGCGUGCAUUUUAUAUCAAUCAUGGUGUUAUAUUUAGAAAUAAUAAUUAAUAAACAAGUUUUUAAGUUAUCGUUAAAUUAAACUUAAAAAAUGUUAAGUGUUCAAUAUUAUAAAUGGCUAAAGUAAAACUUUAAUAUAGUGUUUUUGAUAGUUCUUUGAUGGCAGCCACCAUGGGAUCCAUCGGAUAUUAUUUUAAAUCACUAAUCUUAAGUCAAUUAGCAAUACUUAUUGUAAUAUACUGUUAUUGUAAGUGCUAUGAUCAUAUGGUAAUAGAGUCAACAAAUUGUGCAUUUAAAAAAAUACUGUACUAAUAUACAAUCAGGAAAUAUAUUAUGCACUAAAUAUUAAUAAGGUUAUCGCCGAAAAAUAUUAAAAUUAGACAAAAUACCCGAUCGAUAAUACCCGUGCUUAGACUAUCUAGAAACGACGCGAUCCUAUUGCUGCGAACAAAAAUUUCUACCACUUUCCAUGUACCUACUAUAUAGAUAGUGCAACACUACUUUACCCAUUUGUGUCAUUAUAAACGCACACAUGAAUAAAUGAAACAUUUGUAUGUUUUACGCACACUACAACAGUUUUUAUGAAUGUGUGAGCGUUUGCUCGUACUACUUUGGCAGAAAAGAAAGGUUAUACGUGAAGGGUCCUUUAUAUAUUGUCUGUCUAAUAAGUUCUUUAUAUAUUAUUUAAGUGCGUUAAUAUUAUAUAUAUUAUCUAAGGUUUUGGCGAUACUCUAGUUGCGUGUCGAGACAAAUGUCCGCAGGUUCAAAACCCAGGGGCACACACCUCUGACAAUUCUAAAAUUAUGUGUGUAUUCAUUGUGAAUUAUCUCUUGCUUUAACGGUGAAGGAAAACAUCGUGAGGAAACCUGCACACCUGAGAAGUUCUCUAAUAGGAAUUAUAUAGGUUGUGUGAAGUCCACCAAUCCGCACUAAGCUAUCGUGGUGGACUAAGGCGUAAUCCCUCUCUAGAGGAGCCCCGUGCCCAGCAGUGAGACAGUAUAUAACACAGAGCUGAUAUUAUUUAAGUGCAUUCAUAUUUUAGUUUCUAAACAAAUAGGUUAGAGCCUCUUAGGCAGGAAGAUGAAGCAGAAUAACCAAAUAUACAUAUGUGACGUCACACAUGACCUAAUCAUGGUCAUCAUCAAUCGUAAUCAACAGUAUGUUAUUUAUAUAACUGCAAAAAUACUGUAUAAUUUGUAUUGUUUGCAUUACAUAUUUUAUUGUAACAACCUUUUAUAUUGUUUGCAUUACAAAUUUUAAUGUAACAACUGUUAAGAAGCCAAUUUUCGGAGGCGCACUCAAAAUACUAGAUUAGUAUCAGUCAGUAUAAAAUUGACGUAUUGUGUAAAAUAUCUUUGCAUGAAAUCUCUCAUAAUAUAAUUAAAAAUAUAAAAUAGUUUUAAUUAACAUCGGGUUUUAACGCUCCGGGUUUAAAAGUAACAAAAUAUCAAUAAACUAUUUUUAUACGUACACGCACUGAAUGUUACUGUACAGUUUGUAAAACCUCUAUGUUUUCUUUUUAUGCAUGUUGAAGGUCAUUAAGCCGUAUGUCUAAUUAAGUAUUCUUUUUAAGUCUGAAUAUUUGUAAGUAAUAUUUUUUAAAUAAAUCAUGUUCAUAAAA
Molecule: messenger RNA, 6585 nt
Organism: Manduca sexta (tobacco hornworm)
Lineage: Eukaryota; Metazoa; Arthropoda; Insecta; Lepidoptera; Sphingidae
Exons: 19
Coding region: 387-4034 (1215 amino acids)
Source: RefSeq, a predicted model, not a curated record